Messenger RNA from Oncorhynchus nerka (sockeye salmon), 3394 nucleotides. Its product is annotated as NMDA receptor synaptonuclear signaling and neuronal migration factor-like. Lineage: Eukaryota; Metazoa; Chordata; Actinopteri; Salmoniformes; Salmonidae. Bases 198 to 2021 code for a protein of 607 amino acids. Gene Ontology annotation, biological process: regulation of neuronal synaptic plasticity; positive regulation of neuron migration. The transcript has 16 exons. The record is from RefSeq and is a predicted model, not a curated record. Gene Ontology annotation, cellular component: nucleus; cytoplasm.
UCUAUCCGUUGCAUUACUAGCUGGUUUCUUUCAGAGAGAGCUCUGCAGACGUGAAAAUACCACGAUUCCUGCCGGAGUGGAACUCUCGCCAGUUGCCACAGUCUUUCCUGGAUUCCCUUCAACCUUCUCGCCGCAUUUCUCCAUCCUAGGUUUUCUGGAAUGAGCUGUUUUCCUGCUUGCGUCGUUUCCAUGUCAGCAUGGGAACUGCCGUGUCCAAAAGGAAGAAUAUAAGAAACGAUGCGACAUCUUCCGUGGCAGCAAAAGUUAGGGCAGCAGCAGCGUUUGGAGAGUACCUGUCCCACGCACACCCUGAGAACCGAAACAGUUCAGCCCAUCUCCUGUCUGACACGUUUGUGGGCCCAGACUCUGUCUCCCCUGGCGGUGUCCGUCACCACAACAACAACUAUCCAUACCCCCACAGGGGCUCUCCGGCCUCCCCUGAGUCCAGCCUGGUGAAGCAUCCGCUGGACCACCUCCAGCCUCCGCCCGCCUCCAUCACCACCACCAAGACCCGCCUGUCUCUGGAGCGCAGCUUCUCGGCCGAGGAGGACCAGCAGAAGUGUGUGGAGUGCGCCCUGCAGCCCGCCCGCGUCUACACCAUCACCGGAGAGCACGGCAUGCUGGGUAGUAACCGGGACAGCAAGGAGAGCCUGGAGCUGGAGCUGCUGAAGGGGGCGUCGCCCCUGGUCCAGCCCUCCACCUCCCCCUCCUCCACCUCCUCCUCCUCACCCAUCCAGCACCACCUCCGUCACGGUCACCGCAGCAACACUCACCGCGAUGACGGGAGCCAUCGUCACGGCAACCCCGUGGCCGGCGGCAGUGGCAGCAACCAUCACACUCUGAAUGUUACCGGUGGGGGAGCCUCCCACCAUGGUCACCAUGGCAGCCACCACCACCUAUCCCAGCAGCCUCUGUCGAGCUCGGUCAGCGCGCAAAACAUUCGCAGCUGGGGCGAGGGGGGCAAGGGGGACUCACGGGAGGACUGCAGCCUCAAUGUGGUCUUGGACUCUAGUGGGGCCCCGUCCCGUAGCCAGGGCUCCCUGGAUCUAGAGAGCUCCCGCGAGGCAGGCAAGCAACACAGGCGCCUAGAGAGGAUGUGCAGUGUGGACCGGAUGACUGGGCUGGAGAGAGAGGACAACAACUGGUACCCAAAAGACAAUAUGUUUAGCUUUCAGACUGCUACUACCACCAUGCAGGCGAUAUCGAACUUCCGGAAGCAUCUCAGAAUGGUGGGCAGCAGGAGGAUGAAGGCACAGACAUUUGCCGAGCGUAGAGCGAUGAGUUUCAACCGCUCCUGGAGUGACCCCACCCCUGUCAAGAAUGACUCUCCACAUGACCCCAGAGACAGUGGGGACCUGCCUGCCUCGUGUGGGACCCUGGAUGAGGGGGAGCGUGAGGAGCUAGACUGGGAGGAGGAGAGGGAGAUGGAGAGACUUGCCUGUGAGGGAGAUGACUUCAUCCCACCCAAAAUCAUGCUGAUCUCCUCCAAAGUCCCCAAGGCGGAGUACGUUCCCACCAUCAUCCGCAGGGAUGACCCCUCAAUCAUCCCUAUCCUCUAUGACCAUGAACAUGCUACGUUUGAUGAUAUCCUCGAGGAGAUUGAGAAGAAGCUAACAGCCUACAGGAGAGGCAGCAGAAUCUGGAGGAUGCUCAUCUUCUGUCAGGGAGGUCCAGGGCAUCUGUACCUGUUGAAGAAUAAAGUGGCCACAUUCGCCAAGGUGGAGAAAGAAGAGGACAUGAGCCAGUUCUGGAGGAGGCUGAGUCGGUUUAUGAGCAAAGUGAACCCUGAACCCAACCUCAUCCACAUUAUGGGCUGCUAUGUCCUGGGAAACCCCAAUGGAGAGAAGCUGUUCCAGAAGUUGAAGAACCUGAUGAGGCCUUACUCCAUCGAAUUCGAGUCGCCACUGGAGCUGUCUGCGCAGGGAAAAGAGAUGAUUGAGAUGUACUUUGACUUCCGUCUCUUCCGCCUGUGGAAAACUCGCCAGCACUCUAAACUCCUGGACUACGAGGAUCUUUUAUGACGGGGCUCCAAGUCAAGUCCGUCCUGUAGCAUACAUGCAGUCUAUACUGGGACAGGAGGACCUACUGAACACUACUGCUCAACUCAACCCUACUGCUCAGCACCACUGUAACAUCUAUCACACCUGCUUUCAUCCAGGGGAGGACUGGGAGAGGGGGGUGGAUGAGGAGGAGGACGAAGAGAAGAGGGACAGGAGUGAUAGAGAGGUCGAGGAGGAGGCGAGGGGUGACAGGGCUGUGUGUGUGUCACCCGUUAUUUAUUUCAACCCGCCUCUUCACCGCCUUCGCAACCACUAAGGGUCGAGGGUCAAAAAGAGAGACACCCAAGCAGAAGGGAUGCUAGAAGGACCUGAAGAUGGAGAGAAAGAGUGAACGAGUAGAACGGGAGAGAGAUCUUCUGUGCUCUUGCUCUCUCCCUUUAUGAAACGAGGAACAAAAACCAAUGUAUUAUCAUCAAUGCUCAUAGCACUUUAAAGGUUCUGUUCCGGUUGGACCUCUCAGAGAAAUCCGGAUUGGAAAAGCAAAAUCCACUCCAUAUGUAGGUGUGUAUGUAUACAUCACGUGAAUAUAGUCUCGCUCUAGUCAUUCUCACUCUGUAAGAAUAUGAGACGUUGGUUAUGCUUGCUGUUUCUUCUGAACUCUCCUCUAUAACUCAGGUUUUAGCCAUGAAAUCAUCUCUGUUUAUUUUGAUCCACUGACGCACCAGAUAUUGUAAUCCUCAUUGCCAUUGCUUGGGAUGAAUGUCUAUAUCAUUUCUCUUCUAUCUAUUUCAACUGAUUCAGCUCCAGAGCCAAAAGUGGAGGGGCUGAUGUCACAAAUACAUAUGUGUCUGUGCAUGUGCGUUCAUAGGUCCGUGUUCGUUUGUGUGUGGCUGCGUGCGUGUGCGUUUUCCCUCUCUGAUAUAGCCAUGCUGAACCAUUCCAUUUCACACCACAGAGUGAAGUCACUGACACACACUUCCAGCAGAUGAGUUGUGAUGUCAGACCUGGUAUCAUGGCCAAUAGCUCAAGCAAAACCCCUAUUAGUGGUACCCGGUGGAUCUCUUUCUACUGUCUCCAUCUAAUUUAAAUGGCCCAUGUCAAUACCUUACGUCAGUAGCUGUACUCCAUCUAGCCUCAAGCCAGUUGGUUGCUCUCACCAUCAGCUAGACAGUCCUGGCUCCCCCUCAGGACCCCUUCCUCCACCAGGCCUUGGGACCAGUCAGAAAAUAGGCACUUAAUGAAUUGGUCUGAUCUUCAUCAUUCCAAGCCAUUAAGGAGCCAUCUGGGGCUCAGCAGAGUUAUGUGCUGUAAUGUAUAUGCACCGAGGGGAGAGAGAGUUGUGUGUGUGUGUGUGUGUGUGUGUGUGUGUGUGUGUGUGUGUGUGUGUGUGUGUG